AUGACUACCGCAUCCAUUCUUACAUUGGACAACAAUCUGUCGGUCUUCAUACGCGACAAUGUGGCCUUCCUGGAACCGAUGCUCGCUGCUCAUGGCAUACAUUUUGCCACGUUCACGCGGCAAAAAUUUGUGAAAGUCGUUCACCCGGAAACCUGCACGCCGGACUACAUACGAUUUUUUCUCAUGGAAUGCUUCGCCGCUUUCAACUAUGAAAGGGCUAUACACCUGUCGAAAUUGGACAUCACAGAGCCAAACAAGCGCACGGAAAAUCUCAACGAGCUGCAAUACGUGGUCGCGAGGCAUUACAAAGAGUGGAUAUGUCUGCUGACUGGUGUUUCGAUUGAGUACAAUUUGGACCGUUCUGUGACACUCAUUGGCGAAGCACCCGCUUGUGAAACGGCCUUGCAAGUCAUCAAUCACCUCGCAGGUCAACUCGUCGCCUCUGCUACUGAGCCUAAUGCUACGCUGCAACGGGACGUGUCGGCGGCUGCAGACUGUGAAGCCCAGGCGGCCCAACUAAAAGAAUCGAAGGAAAGGCGCUUCAUGAACACUACGCCAACGCUUUCUCGCCCCAAUCAGCAAGGUUCGCUACAAUACUUGCUGUCUAUGCAAAACACGUUACAAUCUCCGUCCACGACGAGCAGUCGCAGCGAGCGAUACUUCAAAGACGGGAUGAAAACUCCAACAUUCCCGCUCACGCCCAUCAGUCCGUUGCGGCUUCCGACGAUGGACCGUCAGCGCACGGCUUUCUACGUGAAUUCAGCGGAGGCACCACGCCUCAUCGGGACUCGUGGAAUCAACAAGAAGAAGCUGGAAAACAUCACGGGCUGCCAGCUGAUGCUUCACACUGAGAGCCGAUGUGAUGGGAUGUUCCCGAUUGAAGUGCUUGGCGAGUCGGAAGCGGUCUGUGAGGCCGCGAAACAAACGAUCCUCGAGUAUCUGGCCAGCAGUGCAACCAUCCCCGGGGCUGAAACUCCCUGCAAGUCGACCGUGCCGGCCAAAGUUGUUCUCCAGCUCUCGCCGAGAAAGAAGCCGGUCGUCGACAGUGCGCUGAACGAGGAA
This is a messenger RNA of Mesorhabditis spiculigera, 1062 nucleotides long. NCBI's taxonomy places the organism in Eukaryota, Metazoa, Nematoda, Chromadorea, Rhabditida, Rhabditidae. The record is from the annotation of a GenBank genome assembly.